AUGGAACCAAACCCACCACGGCGCAUUUUAGCAGCACCAGAACCAAAAGCAUCCAUGGAUCACACCCUCAAAAAACAGACGAAGCCCUCCAUUUCUCAACACCUAUCUAAUAACCUAGAUUCUUCCAUGCCCUGUAAACCCUCUUCCAUUUCCAGCAACAGCUCUAGAGUCAAUACAAGUCAUAGAGUUCGUACUUCACAAAGACCCAGCAGUCAACAAACACUCCCAUCUUUCACUGACACUCGUUUGCAAGCCAAAGCCAUGUCAGUUUCUGCCAUAAUGGGUUCCUCCAAGUCUUCCAUUAAAUCAAAUCCUCAGCCCAAAUCAGUUGGUCCCAAUAUUGAGAAACAGAACAAGACAACAAAGGAAUUAGCUUGCAAAGACAAGUCCCAAAAAUCCAGUAAAGAUGUGGAAAAGAAGAAAUUUGAGGAGGUGGUUGUGAAGAAGAAGAAAGAAGCUCAAGAGGGAUUGGUGGGUUUUAAAGAAAAGCAUGAAUUUGAUAAUAGGAGAUUGUCAGUUUCAUUGAACUCAAACGGUGGCAGAAGGAGAUCCCUCUGUGGCUCACAGGUUCAAUUGGCAGAUGUGCUUGCAAGUUAUGGUGUGAAAAUUGUUUCAGCUGAUAUGCCACCAUUUAUGCAGAUCCAUGCUGUUGAAUGUGCAAGAAAGACACAUGAUAGCCUGGAAAAGUUCACCUCCAAGACUCUUGCUUUGACUCUCAAAAAGGAAUUUGAUGGGGUAUAUGGGCCAGCUUGGCACUGUAUUGUAGGAACCAGUUUUGGGUCUUUUGUGACACACUCUGGGCUUAGUAUUUGUCUAAUUGAGAAAUAUGAAAUCCCUUCUUCUGGCCCUUUUGGUCAGAGACUCAGAGGCCCCUACGGGCUACACUCACAAACCCUUUAG
Prunus armeniaca (apricot) is the source of this 900-nucleotide messenger RNA. Lineage: Eukaryota; Viridiplantae; Streptophyta; Magnoliopsida; Rosales; Rosaceae. The record is from the annotation of a GenBank genome assembly.